This is a messenger RNA of Cetraspora pellucida, 534 nucleotides long. NCBI's taxonomy places the organism in Eukaryota, Fungi, Glomeromycota, Glomeromycetes, Diversisporales, Gigasporaceae. The record is from the annotation of a GenBank genome assembly.
AUGUCUCAACAACCCAGUAACAGUUCUUCUUCAACUACCAUGCAUGACAUAAUAACUGAAGAGGCACCACCAGCAUAUUCACCCUUUCCAAAUUCAGGAGAGCAAUCCAUGGCUUUUGGCCCCACCCGUGCUUUUGAAACUAUUCCGUAUCAACCACCACAACAGAAUCAAUCUUCUAGGCCGUCAAAUAAUUAUUACCAAAGAACUCAACAACCUGUCAUUUACCAUCAGCAAGUAUCAACAAAUCCUCCGCCACUUCCUCCAAGAAAUAAUGCUACUAGUAAUUUAACACUUCGAUAUCCGGCAGGUUAUAUUUGCUCGACUUGCAAUAAUACGGGAUACAUUCGACAAAGAACACGAUGCCAACAAUGUUGGAAGUCAUUUGCCGUACCUAAUGUUAUAUAUGCCUCGCCUGGUGAUCCAGCUAUCGGAGGGCGACUAUGCACUCACUGUAGAGGAUCUGGGAGAGUUAGUCUCUUAUUUAUAGAGGACCUAUGUCCUAGAUGUCAAGGUGUCGGUAGAGUAUUCACGUAA